UUUGACAUGUACAGAAUGACAAAUGACAAAAUGUACACAAAUAUAGGUUAUCUUGUGUUGUAAAACAUAAAUAAAGGAUUUUAAAAUCAAAGAAUAUACAUAGUUGCUUAAAUUCAGUUUUCAAAUAUGGCAUUAACAAAUAAUCAUCGGUAUUUUAUGCAAUACAUGUUAAAAAAUGGUGCAACAACGGUAAACAAUGCACAAAAAUAUUGUGACUACAUUAGUGAAGGUGAAAUUGAGAACCUGGCCCAAUUGAAAACUUUAGUAACAGAAAUUAAUAGAGAAAUAUCAAAACAAUCCUACAAAUUAGCAUUUAAUACUUGCGAAGUUACCAAUGAACCUUAUUUAAUAUGGCUUAAUACAAAAAAUGAUGAUAUAGCAAAAUUUCAGAUAAGUUAUUCUGCUCUGGAGCUUGAAUAUUUUCAUGUGAUUCUUCAAGAGAUUUUACGUUCAGAUGAACAUAGGAUAACUUUCAUUGUAUGCUUAAAUUUAACUUCUACACUUACAGCAUCUUACAGUAGAGAAAAUGGGGAACAGGUUUUAAGAAAAUGGAUUAAAAAUGGAUAUUUUAUCAAUAAGAAUCCUUAUGUAUAUCUUGGGCCCAGACUUAUAUUAGAAUUUACAGCAUAUUUAAAAACCCACUUGCCCGACUCAAUAUGUAAUUUGUGUUCUGAACUUGUAUUCUGGGGAAAAUCAUGUGAAUCAUGCUAUAAAACAUUCCAUAUAUAUUGUUUAAAAAGAUAUUUAGAAAAUCAACAUAAUUGUCCAUGUUGCCUUACUGAAUGGAUGUCAACAAUAGAAGACCACAGCACUGUUGAAGAUAAUAAUGAAAUAGAACAUGCAGCUAACAAUCAAACAGCUGAGUCUGAUGUUUCCGAUAGCAUGGAUACUGAUGACAUUAUUUCAUCUACACAAACAAGAAAUCGGAAUAGAAACGCAAGAAAAAAUAUUUCAAACAUAUCUAGUGAUGAAGACAUUAACGAACCUGGCCCAAGUACUAGAAAGCGACACAGAUAAAAUACAGUAAAGGAAAUACAAUAGUUACACAUAAUUUGUUAAGUUGUUAAUUUUUUUUAAUCAAUAGUUUUACAUAUACAUAUUUUGUAAUAAAUUAUAAACUAUUUUUGGAAUACCUAUCACCUUAAUGAGAUAAUAAUGUGUGUUUAACAAUGAAAUAUAAGAUUUUUGAAGUAAA
This is a messenger RNA of Diabrotica virgifera virgifera (western corn rootworm), 1195 nucleotides long. It is a transcript of the gene Nse1, whose product is annotated as non-structural maintenance of chromosomes element 1 homolog. Gene Ontology annotation, molecular function: ubiquitin-protein transferase activity. Gene Ontology annotation, biological process: double-strand break repair via homologous recombination; DNA damage tolerance. NCBI's taxonomy places the organism in Eukaryota, Metazoa, Arthropoda, Insecta, Coleoptera, Chrysomelidae. The record is from RefSeq and is a predicted model, not a curated record. Gene Ontology annotation, cellular component: Smc5-Smc6 complex; nucleus. Bases 127 to 1017 code for a protein of 296 amino acids. The transcript has 4 exons.